Zonotrichia leucophrys gambelii is the source of this 1177-nucleotide messenger RNA. RefSeq names its product RAB6A, member RAS oncogene family (gene RAB6A). The transcript has 8 exons. Gene Ontology annotation, molecular function: GTP binding; GTPase activity. Bases 238 to 864 code for a protein of 208 amino acids. NCBI's taxonomy places the organism in Eukaryota, Metazoa, Chordata, Aves, Passeriformes, Passerellidae. The record is from RefSeq and is a predicted model, not a curated record. Gene Ontology annotation, biological process: vesicle-mediated transport.
CCUGCGCGGGGCGGGCGGAGCGCCGGCUCCGGGAGCGCGGGGGGGCGAGCGGCGGCACCGACACCGGCACCGACACCGAUCACCGGCACCUCACCGGGGCUCGCAGCCUUCGCCGGGCGGGAGCAGGACGAGGAGAAGCGGCAGGAGGAGGCGGAGGCGGAGAGAAAGCGGUCGCGGUCGCGGGUGCCGCCGCGGGGAGCGGAGCGAGCGCGGGGCGGCGGCGGCGGCUCCUCCAUCAUGUCGUCGGGCGGGGACUUCGGGAACCCGCUGCGGAAAUUCAAGCUGGUGUUCCUGGGCGAGCAGAGCGUGGGGAAGACUUCCUUGAUCACCAGGUUCAUGUAUGACAGCUUUGACAACACCUACCAGGCAACAAUUGGCAUUGACUUCUUAUCGAAAACCAUGUACUUGGAGGAUCGAACAGUACGGUUGCAAUUAUGGGACACAGCAGGUCAAGAGCGGUUCAGGAGCUUGAUUCCUAGCUACAUUCGUGACUCCACUGUUGCAGUUGUUGUUUAUGAUAUCACAAAUGUAAACUCCUUCCAGCAAACCACAAAGUGGAUCGACGACGUCAGAACGGAACGGGGCAGCGAUGUCAUCAUCAUGCUGGUGGGGAAUAAAACAGAUCUAGCAGAUAAGAGACAAGUGUCCAUUGAGGAAGGAGAAAGGAAAGCCAAAGAGUUGAAUGUAAUGUUCAUUGAAACUAGUGCAAAAGCAGGAUACAAUGUAAAACAGCUUUUCCGACGCGUGGCAGCUGCCUUGCCCGGGAUGGAAAGCACACAAGACAAAAGUAGAGAAGACAUGAUUGACAUAAAACUGGAAAAGCCUCAAGAGCAGCCUGUCAGUGAAGGAGGCUGUUCCUGCUAAUACCAUGUGGCUUCCACCUUUCUCCAGAACAUCACUGCUUUCCUUCCCUGUCCUCUUCAUUGACUGCAGUGUGAAUAUUGGCUUGAACCUUCCCCUUUCUGUAAUAACGUAUCGCAGUUCAUCAUCGCUGGCUGUCUCGUGGAGAUGAUCUUUAGCUUCACAAGCACACCCCACACACACACACCAACAAAAUGUCAGUGUCUUCAUUAUUUAUAAGAAAAGAAAAAAAAAAAAGCCAAAAUAUUCCACCGUAUUCUAGGUAUAACUUUAAAAAAAAACAAAAGCAAAAAAAAAAAACACAAGAAGAAGAAAA